Messenger RNA from Arachis duranensis, 927 nucleotides. Its product is annotated as protein MAIN-LIKE 1-like. The coding region runs from base 1 to 927 and encodes 308 amino acids. The record is from RefSeq and is a predicted model, not a curated record. The transcript has 3 exons. NCBI's taxonomy places the organism in Eukaryota, Viridiplantae, Streptophyta, Magnoliopsida, Fabales, Fabaceae. Gene Ontology annotation, biological process: meristem development; meristem maintenance.
AUGGACGGUCGUUAUGUCAAUGGUUGCCUUACGGAUUUCCAUAUAUAUAUCGAGGGUGGACGUCCUACUUGGGUGUGGUUCGAGGAGUUGCUUGGAGUGAUUCCUCCUCCGAGCCAGGUUCAGAAGUUCGCAGUAAACUGCAGCUGGUUCCAGGAGACAUUUGGAGAGUGCCCCAAGGGAGCCGAUGAGGACACCGUUCGGCGCUAUGCUCGUGCCUAUAUCAUGAUGUUGUUGGGCACUCAGCUGUUUGCCGACAAGUCCGGCAACCGCAUUCACAUCAGAUGGCUGCCGUACGUAGCUAGGCUUGAGGAGAUGGGUUCAUAUAGUUGGGGGUCUGCAGCAUUGGCAUGGUUGUACCGGUGCAUGUGCCGAGUGGCGAACCGACAUGUGGUGAAGUUAGCGGGCCCACUUCAGCUACUUCAGUCCUGGAUCUUCUGGCGCUUUCCUAGGUUUAGGCCUGCUGGGUAUGAUACGUGCAGCUGGCCUUUGGAAUCGAGGUGGUCAGGUUACAACCCUUCCGUUAGCGAGAAGGGUCCUAGGGUGCAGAUGUGGAGACUGCAGAUAGACAUGUUACAGCCUUGGCAUUUUAUCUGGAUGCCGUAUAGCUCUCUCGAGGUACUGCAUGUUGUGCAUCCGGAAGCGUUGGAGCCUCGACACACGGCGCUGUGGCGAUCUGUGAUGUCACUGAUAUACUUUGCCGUCAUAGAGUGGCAUCAGAUAGAUAGGGUUCUACCACAGUUCGGCGGUGUCCAUCCCCGACCGCGUCCCGCCCUGAACAUUGACUUUCUGAUGUCGAAGGACGAGAGAGGGGGUGAUCGUUGGUUCCCGUCAGCUUUCCAGCAUUGGCAUCUUCAUUGGGACACUCGUGCGGACCACGUUCUCCGGUUCGAUGUUGUUGCGGACCCUGGCCGUUGCACGCAUACCUAG